This is a messenger RNA of Tachyglossus aculeatus (Australian echidna), 1288 nucleotides long. RefSeq names its product RAB, member of RAS oncogene family like 3 (gene RABL3). The record is from RefSeq and is a predicted model, not a curated record. Gene Ontology annotation, molecular function: GTPase activity. NCBI's taxonomy places the organism in Eukaryota, Metazoa, Chordata, Mammalia, Monotremata, Tachyglossidae. Bases 2 to 709 code for a protein of 235 amino acids. Gene Ontology annotation, cellular component: endomembrane system. Gene Ontology annotation, biological process: intracellular protein transport. The transcript has 8 exons.
GAUGGCGCUGGACAGGGUGAAGGUGUUGGUGUUGGGGGAUUCGGGAGUUGGGAAGUCUUCCCUCGUUCAUCUGCUCUGCCAGAACCAAGUGCUGGGAAAUCCGUCCUGGACCGUCGGCUGCUCGGUGGAUGUCCGAGUUCACGACUACAAGGAAGGAACUCCAGAAGAGAAGACCUACUACAUCGAGCUGUGGGACGUCGGGGGCUCAGUGGGCAGCGCCAGCAGUGUGAAAAGCACAAGAGGAGUGUUCUACAACGCCGUGAAUGGCAUCGUUCUGGUCCACGACCUGACCAAUAAGAAGUCCUCCCAAAACCUCUAUCGCUGGUCGUUGGAAGCUCUCAACAGGGACCAGGGGCCCACUGGGGUCCUGGUGACUGGGGGGGACUACGACCGGGAACAGUUUGCCGACAACCAGCUGCCCUUGCUGGUCAUCGGGACCAAGCUGGACCAGAUCCCCGAAGGGAAACGGCACGACGUCCUGACGAGGACGGCUUUCCUGGCCGAAGAUUUCAACGCCGAGGAGAUCAAUUUGGACUGCACCCACCUCCGCUACCUGGCAGCGGGCUCGUCCAACGCCGUCAAGCUCAGCAGGUUUUUCGACAAGGUGAUAGAGAAGAGAUACUUCUUCCGGGACGGCGGUCAGGUCUCCGGCUUUCCCGAGCGGAAGCGGUUUGCAGGAGGGCCGCUCAAGAGCCUCCACUAUGACUGAAGCGCCCGCCCGAGGCACCUCGGCGGCCAGGACGGUCAUCCCCGGCGUCACCCGGGGGUUCGGGGAGCGGGUGGUGACGGCUCCGGUGCCCCGGUGGAGUUGAGGGAGGGUACGACCGCGGCCGCCCCCCUCUCGCUCACUGCCUUGUCUCGGCCGGGAGGCCCUGAUGCAAUAAAAGAGGGGUCACUGACCUUUGCCCACCCCCCGGACUCUGUCUCCAGGCAGGCCCUGUGGGACUACUGUUGUCCCGCCCCGCCGGAGCGGGGGACGUCACCGGGCCCCUACCGCUCCCCCUUCCCCAGCCCUCACAGAGUCGGUGCCCUGUUCACCCCCGCGGCGCCCGGAAGGGACGGGCUCGGAGCUGGGGUCGAUUGUUCAGUCAAUCGGUGCUAUUUAUUAAACGCCUACCGUGGACAGAGCCCCGUACUUAGCGCCCGGGAGCGGACAACCCAGCAGAGUUGGUAGACACGCUCCCUGCUCACCCUAAACAGACGUGGGAGUCAGUCAGCCGUAUUUUUCAAGCGCUUUCUGCGCGCACAGCACUGCCCGGCGCCAACCCCGCCACUCGUCCGCUGUGUG